AUGCCCACAAAAACUGAUCGAAUUCCUCAUGGAAUCGCCCUUUUACGAAGCUUCCGAAUAACGCGUUUGCUACGGCACCUGACUCUGAUGAAACUGCUCCUUCUUCCUUCUUCCGUUGUGAUUUUUGUUUCCGUCGGGAAAGAAUACUUGGCAGUGAAAAUGUUGGUUUCUUUGAUAAACCUGACCGUGACGUGGGAUAGUCCUCAGUGCUUGGUGUUAACCCUUCAUCCGGGUACAAGGUCGGAAGGGAAUGCGGAGAUUUGGAUUCCGCGAGCUUUGUUUUAUACGGCAGCUGCGGUUGCGGCCGACUUCGAGGCAAAGUUUGCGUGUUCACCGUACGGAGAGGGGGAUCCGAGUCAUAUGCCCGAUCAAAAUCACAGAAAUCGCUCGAGCCUUAAGUGUGAGAAGCCACCAGUCGGCGAGCAAAUUAAGAAUAAAGGGCGAGUGGCUGUAUAUGCUGCCUACGGGGCAUCUUGCUCUGUAAAAAUGGAGUCGUUGGCUGUCAUUCCUCAAAGAUUUGGCCCCGCAAAUAGGCUAGAAUCUCUACUAAAUCCAUCCACUCACAAUGACAUUUUCACAAAAUACCAAGAGCUCGUUAGCUAUCUAUGGAAUAUACGUGUGCUAAAAGGGUAUCCAUACAUCCGUCAACCGCCGAACAAACUAUCAGUCAUAGUAAAGUUAAACUUCUUAGCCAUUGAGAACCGGAUACAGUGUCCAUAUGUUACGAUUCUACAAACGAUAAAACGUGUUCUGUUUGAUCCGUCAGUUUGUCUCUUUCCCUUUGCGAAACAUUCCUUCACUCAGACGUCUCCUCAUAGAAAGUUUGAACGACGAACAAACACGGCAGCAGAGGAGAGAGUAUUCCGCAACGCAGCCAACAACACGAUCACCUUCAAAAACAGAUCGGCUAUGCUAGAUGGCCAAAUGUUUGCACCCUUCUUUGGGGCAUACACCGUCAAUCCAUGGGACCCAUUAACUGACAACGCCUCAUAUGACCUCGGAAUGGAAGCGCAGGCAACUUUUGGAAAUUUCCUAAUUCUUUCAACAGAUCACCCAAUUCGUCUUCCGGCGCAUAAAGAAAGUUCCAGAAAACAGCUGCAGGAUUCUAGCUUGGAGAGGAGGGUAGAAAUACCCAGUGCAACCAGCAAAGUAACCACCGUAAAGCCCAGCAACAAGGCCAAUGACACGCCAACCAACCGCCUUGGACACCUGGAGCGGAAAGACAGGAGAAAUCAAGUCACAAGUGAUAGAACAAAGAAAGAGAGCGAUGACGUACACGUUAAAUUGGAAGAUAACUCACCAAACCGAAUACGAUCACAGCUCCAACCGAGCUACGACUCAAAAGAGAAGGGAACAGUUCCAGAGGCCAAGAUGAAACCACAGAUUGUAGAAUGA
This is a messenger RNA of Opisthorchis viverrini, 1395 nucleotides long. RefSeq lists its product as hypothetical. The record is from RefSeq and is a predicted model, not a curated record. The transcript has 12 exons. Lineage: Eukaryota; Metazoa; Platyhelminthes; Trematoda; Opisthorchiida; Opisthorchiidae. Bases 1 to 1395 code for a protein of 464 amino acids.